AUGAGCUUCCUCGCCGGCGGGUACUUCCUCCAGGAGUCAAAGAGCGCCGUCGGCCGCCUCGCGGAGAAGCUCCCGCCGUCCGCUUCGGCGCCCGGGGGUGCGUCGGCGCAGCCCUCCCCCGACGUGCUGCCGGAGAUCCUCCGCCACUCCGUGCCCAUCAAGGGGACGCCGCCCCCGGCCGAAGCCUCCCUCUCCGCGUCCUCCCGCUGGGCCCUCCCGCCGGGCGGCGCCGAGGCUGCGGGCUUGCACCCCGACGCGCUCAACCCGCUCCGCUCCUACGUCUCGCUGCCGCAGGCCACCUUCGGCCCCAAAAGGGACAGGGAGGUAACCAUGCAACCUCUGAGCACUGGGAUUCGAGUUGGGAAGGCAUUCAUUGCUGCAACCUUUUUGGUGUUUGGAGGAGCAACAGCUGUGAUGUUGUACACAGCAGAUAAGCUACAGUUGCAUUCAGUAGAUGACGUGAAAACCAAAGGAAAAGAUGCACUGCAGCCACGAGCUGAUAUGAUUAAAGAACAAAUAGCUCCAUUGAGAAGCUGGGCUGAAGAAAUGUCCCGAAAAUGGCAUUUCGAAGGCAAUAAAGAAGCAAAGGAGAAGUCUGUCAUCAUUAGAGAGCUUUCAAGAGCUCUGGGCUCCAGGACUACCCCUAGUUGA
This is a messenger RNA of Miscanthus lutarioriparius, 651 nucleotides long. NCBI's taxonomy places the organism in Eukaryota, Viridiplantae, Streptophyta, Magnoliopsida, Poales, Poaceae. The record is from the annotation of a GenBank genome assembly.